AUGUAUUUAAGACAUAUUCCACACAACUGUACUUGGUGAAUAUCCAUCAAGUUUAAUUAUAACUGACCGCAGCAGUCAUGCCCUUUAUGUUAUGCCAGUGCUUGAGAACAAACGCCUAAAAUUGACGAUGCAUCUGAAAUUAAAGUAUAAAUUAAUUAUGUACAAUAAGGUUUGCUUUAACCUUCUUCCACUUCCUGCCAUCUAGAUUUAGUUACUUUUUUAAUAUAAUUUUGACAAAUUUUUCAAGUAAUUUAAUCCACAUUUCCCUUUCCUAGAUAGAUUUUAAUAGUCAUUUAACCAUGAAUUUGUCUGCAUAUUUUAGGUAUUGGAUGGAUAAAUGAAGUACAACCUGUGACAGAUUCAUAUUGCAUUAAAUACAUAGACACUGGUAUGUAAAACUAAAUGAACAUGACAGAAAGAGCAUAUAGUGUUACACACUCUCUGCAUUUACAACCACUGUGAACAUGUGUGACCAAAAAAAAGUAUAAAAGAACACAUAAAUGACCUUAUUACCAAUUCAUAUACAAAUGCAAACAUACAGUGAAUGGACAUUUAGAAUUACUCAUAAGGUGGUCAGAAUUCAAACUCUCAGAUGUAACCCUGAUGUUAUCUUCUGAUUUAGCAGCUGAGUUGAAAGUUAAGGGAAACUUAACUUAAAGUGCUGAGCAACCAAUUCAAUUUUUUUUUUGCACCUUCUACAUGUUAGACAUUUUAGGUAAAGCCUUAAAGCUGUCUGAAACCCACUUACACAUUUGUAUAACCUUGACUUUUCAAGACUGCUCCAUUCUUGACUAAAUUACCCCAGAGAGGCUUAAGAGUUCUUAAAUCACAGUGUAAGAGUUGUGAAACUUCUGUAAAAUUGUGAAAAUGAAAAAAAAGGGGGAUUUCAUUGCUUAUUUCACAUUUAGACCACAUUGGACCAGGUCCAGAUCACAAACCAGUAAACCUGGACUGGUCACAUCUGGACUAGAUCUGUUUAUCUGCACACCAACAACUUCUUCUGCUCACUGGUGGUCCCUAUUGUGUCUUUACCCUUGCCAGUCACCUGACCUUGCACCUGCCUGUUGACAUGAUCCAUCAUUACCCCACCAUCCAAAGAGUUUACACUGUAGACCUGCACAGCAGCCUAGUCAUUUGCCAUAUUGUGGAUUGUGUCUCCUGGGUUGCAGCCCUUUUGUUUUGCUUGAAUCUGCCUGCCUGCAAUUGUGAUUUUGUCAAAAGUAGUAUUUCUGAAUUUCUCAUCCUGUCACUACUAAGUACUGCUACAACUUUUGGUUGCAUUCAUAAUCUAAAUACUGCCAUUACUAUGGUUUCAAGUACCCACAUACCUCUUUCACUACUACUAAAACCUCCACAUGUAAGUCUGUCUUAGUUUUUUCCUUCCCUCUGACUGUCUGUCCCUCUUACACUCUGUACAUUUCUGUCUAUCUCAUUUACUGCACAUCUUUCCUUGUUUGUUCCUCCUUUCUCUCUAUCUCCUCUGUUCCCUUAUUCCUGUUUCUCUGCCACUCACAGUCACAUGCACAGCUUCCACCCUGUCCUUGUUGUUCUUUAUCUAUCACUUCACUUUUCCCUUUAUCCUUCCCUUUUCUUUUUAAUUUACUUUUUAUUUUUCCCCAGCUCUCUGUGCUUUUCCUGUUUACCUUUCUAUUGCUAUUGUUCCUCACUGCCUUUCCUUCACUCUUUAUGUCCUUUGUUAUUCUACUUUUCCAUCCACCCCUCACCUUUUUGUCAUUUUAUAUAAUUUACACUCCGUAUGGAAAAUACACUGGCAAUACAGAUUUAGUGCUUUAGACUUGUUUUCAAUGUAUACCAUGUACCAUGCAGGAACAGCCUGACCUGAAACCAAGUUUUUUUCAAUCCAAACUGUUAUAAUUCAUCCCAUUCCUGUGAUGGGUAUUUUGCUCCAGAGGAUACAAUCUCCUUUCAACUUUCAAGUAGUGGAGUGAAAGUGAAGAUAUCUAAUAUAGCCUGCUGUUAUUGUUUCGGUGGAUUAUUAUUUCUUUUUUAAUAACAAAGUAAUGAUUUUUUUUUUUUUUUAAAUGUUCGUAUAAUUUACAAAUAUAUCAAUUUUAUUGAACAGAAAAAAUAUCCAUAUUUACCAGAUUUAAUCUUAACCACCUAUUAUUUAUUUUUCUGCUAUACUUAAUAAACAGAAAAAAAGUCUGUUCAUGGAUAUAAGUUGAAACUGCUGUCGAUCUACCCCUGACAGCAUCACAUUUAGGAUGUAUUGGUCCUGUUAGAGGACACCAGAUUUUAGCAGAGAGGGUGUCGAGGAAGUCUGACAGGUAUUUCACUUUCCUAUCCAGGUGGGUGUCAUCUUCAAAGAUGACUGGGACCCACUGUUCUUCAAAAGUAAAGUGGGGCUUCUCCUCACCAGAGACACUGGCCCGGGGAAGUAUGAAUUAAAUAAACUCAGGUCUUAAUAUACUUAGUCCGCCCUCCUUUUCUGGGACAACAAGCCCACAGUGUUCAGCCCAACCUUGUCUCUAAAACACUUAUCUCCUAGUCAGCCUACUCCAUCAGUUCCAGUGACAACAACAGAGCAGAAGUUCCCCCACCUGUGGCUUGCUCUGCACAUUGGACAAGUGUUGCCUUAACUCUCAUCAUUGUAUCUCGCUUUUAUUUGCAACUAAUGUGUUCUGGUGCAGCUCGCUGUGUAAAUUGUUGGGGCUCAUCCCAAUGAGGAUAUGGCUAACCCUCAUAUGAUAGCCUUCGUAUAGGCUACAGUCACCCACUUUGCUGGUGUGUGCAACAAAGUAUUUCCUCUGUUGUAGUAUAGUGCAGCACAGUUAAGGAUGAUUCAGUAUGUAAUACAGGAGACCAAGCGUUACAUAUGAAAGACUAUCAAUAACUCCAGCAGAUUGAAUAUUUGUUAACCUUAUUGCAGAUUCUGUGGGCUACCUUUUCAUACAUUACAUUUUAUUACAUUGUGAUGCAUUAUCAGUUGGGCAAGCUAUUCGUAUGCUCCUCAAUUUGGUUAUUUGUCUUCAGUUAAAAAGUUUUUAUUUUUUUUAGAUGGAUCUGGUCUGAUGUGGUCCAUUUGUGAAAAAAGCAGUGAAAUUUCCAAAAUUGAAAAGUUCUAUUCUCACCAAUAGACUUAGGAUUUCACAAAUUUGAACGGUUUCACAAUAUCAGACAGGCUUAAGGCUUUACACACAAGCUUUCCUCAACAGUAAGAUGUGGUCAGAAUCAGUCAGCAAAGUAACAUGAGUUUCCCGUAUCCCCCCCUUAACUGCCGAAUCGGAAACGAUAUUGAGCGUCUUGUCCCACCCAGGUAAUUAGAAACCGGGAAAUAAAACGUCACUAAAGCACUUAUUCCCUGUUUUUUAAUUGUUGUGCGAAAUUUGCAUUCUAUCUUAGUUUAAAAAAAUAUCAAUUUAUUGUUUAUAUAGUAAUAGAUUGUUAGAACAAAAUUAAUAUAUUGUUUUAAAAGGUUGCAAAGACUCAUAAAAUACUAUUUUCGUCGCUGCUGUCCACGAAAACUGAUCAUUGAUGAGGUAAUGUUCUCACGAUAGUUCAAUGGAGGAAGAAGAGUCAGUGAUGGUAUGAAAUGCACGUCAUUCCUUGACGAAGCGUAGAGAAAACGCUUGCUAUUAAGAUCGUCGGUUUAUUUGUUUAUUCAACAAGAGGACAAUUUAUCCACAUUUCAGCACACGUCCAGGCUUUAAAUACGGGAUCUUCGUGAUGGCGAAGGAUAUACGACCGUUAUUCGGGAGAGGGUUCGUUUCCGUGUUUCUUUUUCUUUCUGCUAUCAUGAACACUGUUUCCACCGUCACCCACUAUUCUGUUCCCGAAGAAAUGGAGGAAGACUCUGUCGUUGCUAAUUUGGCAACUGAUUUAGGAUUAGACGUGAAGACGCUGAAGGGAAGGAAAAUGCGCUUAGACGUUGUAGGCAACAAAAAAUAUCUUGAUAUUAACAAAGACACAGGAGAGCUGUUUAUUCAGGAAAGGAUAGACAGAGAGGUUUUGUGUCCCUUAAAAACAACGACAUACUGUUUUCUUAAAUUAGAUGCAACAAUUGAAAAUCCAAUACGAAUGUUUAACAUCGAGGUGGAAAUUAUCGAUAUUAAUGAUAACGCCCCUCAUUUUCGACGAGGAACGAUGCAUUUGGACAUCUCUGAAUCAAGCCCCAUUGGAGAGAGAUUCUCACUGAACAACGCUGCAGAUCCAGAUGUUGGGACUAAUUCUGUGAAAAAUUACCACCUGAGCUCAAGUGAACACUUUGCGCUUGAAAUUCAGACCGGGAGAGAUGGGUCAAAGUUUGCUGAUUUGAUACUUAAAAAAGCUUUAGACAGAGAGCAGCAGCCUGUUCAUAAUCUAACACUGACUGCUGUGGACGGUGGAGUCCCCACGCGCACAGGUACAGCCAGCAUCAUUGUUCGCGUGCUCGAUGUGAACGACAACGCCCCUUCAUUUGAAAAAGACAGAUACGUCGUAGAUGUGAUGGAAAACUCUCCGAUUGGAAGUCUAGUAAUCAAGCUAAAUGCCACCGAUUUAGAUGAAGGGUCAAAUUCUGAUAUUGUUUAUUCAUAUAGUUUGUACACAUCAGAGAGAACACAAAAUAUGUUUAACCUGAAUCCAGAAAAUGGUGAAAUCAGAGUGAAAGAGAUGAUUAAUUAUGAAGAUAUUAAACUUUAUGAAAUGAAAAUUAUUGCUGCUGAUAAAGGAAAAAACUCUUUAUCUGGACAGUGUAAACUGACAAUACAGGUGACAGAUAUGAACGAUAAUCACCCAGAAAUUUCCAUCAAAUCCUUUCAAAGUCCUAUCAAAGAAAAUGAACAAAUAGACACAGUGAUAGCUGUAGUUAGUGUGAGUGACAAAGACUCAGGUGACAAUGGAGUGGUUGAUCUUCAUAUUCCAGAUAAUAUGCCUUUCAAACUGAGAAAAUCCUCUGAUAACUAUUAUGAAUUAGUGGUGUCAGAGCUGUUAGACCGUGAGAAGGUUCCAGAAUAUGACAUCACUUUCACUGUUACAGACAGAGGUUCUCCUCCUUUAUCUGACAAUGAAACUAUGACUUUAGAGCUGCUGGAUGUUAAUGACAAUGUUCCACAGUUCCCUCAGUCAUUUUCUACUAUACGUGUAAUGGAGAAUAAUGCACCUGGGGCCCUGCUCAGUUCACUCACUGCCUUUGACCCUGACCUCCAUGAAAACCAGUAUCUAGUUUAUUUCAUCCUAGAGAAAGAGAUAGCCAACACCUCCAUGUCCAUGCUGUUCUCCAUCAAUCCAGAGAACGGUAAUCUUUACGCACUAAAAACUUUUGACUAUGAGAUUGAGAAGGAGUUUCUUUUCCACAUUGAGGCCAGAGACUCUGGCUCUCCUCCACUCAGCAGUAACGUGACUGUUCACAUCAUUAUUGUGGACCAGAAUGACAACGCUCCGGUUAUUGUCUCUCCCUGGCGCGCACACGGCUCAGUGGUGGAGGAAAAGAUCCCCAGAUCCACCGAUAAAGGCUCUCUGGUUGCCAAGGUGAUAGCUUUAGACACAGACUCGGUGCACAACUCUCGGAUUACCUACCAGUUUCUACAACUAACUGACGCCACCUUGUUCAGUCUGGACCAAUACAACGGAGAGAUCCGGACUAUGAGGAUGUUCAGUUACAGAGAUCCACGCCACCAGAGACUGGUUGUUGUUGCCAAGGACAACGGGGAGCCUGCUCUCUCUGCUACAGUCACCAUCAAGCUGUCCACAGUGGAGACUGUUGUUAAGGCCUACUCUGACAUGACUGAGGUGCCUCUAGAGUAUGACAUCUUCUCAGACCUCAACCUGUACUUGGUGAUCGGUCUGGGCUCAGUGUCAUUUCUCCUGCUCAUCACCAUAUUGGUCACCAUCGUGCUCAAGUGCCAGAAACCCAAACCCAGCAAAGCAGCUCCUCCCUGCAGGAACAGUGUGAUCAGUGAGAGGAACUCCACCAUCGCAGAUUCCACUCUGGUGUCCAACGAUGCCUACUGGUACAGUCUGUUUCUAGCAGAGACCAGGAAAGGAAAGCUGGUGGUCAGACAGCCUGUGCCAAAGGGCUCCAGAUACAUUGUGUCCAGUAUACCAAGAGGCACAGGAGUUACAGACACUAGUGACUCAGCAGCUUCCACUCUGCAGUACCCUAAGUGAAGGAAGUCCACUCUGCAGUUGGAGGAAUCCACCACCAGCAGCAGCAGUUCCACAUAAGGCCACACAACUCCAGCUGCACACUGGAUCUACGCUGACAGGAAAGCUUCACUGAGGAGAGGAGAAACCCGUGUCCUCAACCCCACCCAAUGUCCAUCCUGCUCAGUCUGGUCCCUCUUCUUCACAUUGUGUAGUUGUCAUGUUUUCACACCAAAUGGGCCGAGGUGGCUAAUCAAAGACAAACACCCCCCCCCCCCCCCCCCCUUUAAGAACAUGAAAAAACAAUCAACAAUGCCUCUCUGUCCAUUAUGCAUGAUAAGGCUGCAUGGCUUCAACCACACUCCAAGACCUUCAUACAAAACAUUUUCAAGGAGACACUCGCAAAGAAACGGACUGUACAAAAAAUUGCACCAGUGGAUAUUCAAAGAAAGCCACAACAAGGACUAAAAGAGUGGACACGGAAAUGUUGAAAUGCCUUUAAGAGACUGUUUUCUCUCUCUAUAAAAGAAACACCUGUUGGAUAUUUCAUUUUUAAUCUCUUUGCUUCGUCUUGCUGCACAACAGCAUUGAUGUAUUAUAUAUCAGUUAACUAAGAAGUGAAACAGCACAAUUAACUAAAUGUGAGAAAAGCACCAACCUACGAUUUUUAAGUGUGGAACUAACAGGAAUCAGUGUUUUAUAAGUGUUGUAGCUUUCAGUAGUUUUUUGUUUUGUACUUGACUUUGUGCUUUAUAUGUGAGCUAGGCCUAAAUAUAUGAAUGAGAGUGCUAAGAGAUUAAAUUAAGUUUACCAGUACAUCAAAUAGAAGAGUGAGGCCUUUAGCCAUUAUGUAUCUGCCUUUCAGUUGUUUUUGCAUGGAAUAAUCAAAGUACUUUGAUAAUUUUAGAUAUUUUAUGAUUUUGAGCAAUCCAUUGUCUGCAGUUAGGCAUCAUGGCUUAGUAUUUUUCAAAACAAGAUGGAAGAUUACAUUUUAAUGCGACCACAUAGACAAGUACAAAAGUGUAAUACUUUCUGAAUAAGGUCUUCUAAGAUUUGUAAUUUCAUUACAAGGGUACUCUCAGCUUAAACUUAAGUGUACAGUCAGUGUGUAUGAAUGUUAUGUCCACUUGGACAUUAUCGGAGAAAAUGAGUCUAGGUGUUAAAACUGAACACAAUUAAACACAGGUAGUCUUUGCGAAUGGAUAAAUUAAUGUCUCAUUAUAACUACUUUAUAUAGAACACAAACAUUACCAUGUACUUUCACUUUUUUAAAUUUCCAAAGCCAAACUCUGUUUGUUAUUCAUGUUUAACAUCUUCUGAGACUGUGUAAUAAGUUGAAGAACUGAUCAUGAAGACUUUAUGUUACAAUGUUGAAACAACAUAGUGGUGAUUGAUUUUACUCAAUGAAAGCUGUGCUCAUGUGUAUUACUACUUUAUGUAUCUGUAUAUGCAACACAUAAACAGAGAUACAGACAUGCCUGACGUAUACAGUAUACCAUAUGUCUGUAUCUAUACAUAUGCCUUUCCAUUACAAUAUCAAUGCUGAACUUAAGCAAAAACAGUGUAACUCUUGUGCCAUCAGAUUUAUGGGAUAACUAGUAUGUGAAACAGUAAAACAUUCAGAAAUCAUGUAGUCAAACUCUUUAGCACAGCUCACAUUGCAUUACUUGUAUAAAGUUGUAAUGUGUUAUGGGAAAACAUAUACAGUAAGUGCUUUUGUACAGUGGUACUUUUAUGGUGCAAUAUGUAGCAACUUGUGUAAUGUGGGCUGAUUGUAUGCUACGGUCUGGUCUGUAUGAUCUAUUAAACAUAAAAAUAUAGAACGACAAAGUUAA
Seriola aureovittata is the source of this 7919-nucleotide messenger RNA. RefSeq names its product protocadherin alpha-C2-like. Bases 3688 to 6108 code for a protein of 806 amino acids. Lineage: Eukaryota; Metazoa; Chordata; Actinopteri; Carangiformes; Carangidae. The transcript is spliced from 3 exons. Gene Ontology annotation, biological process: homophilic cell-cell adhesion. Gene Ontology annotation, cellular component: plasma membrane. Gene Ontology annotation, molecular function: calcium ion binding. The record is from RefSeq and is a predicted model, not a curated record.